Alternaria rosae is the source of this 1182-nucleotide messenger RNA. RefSeq lists its product as uncharacterized. The record is from RefSeq and is a predicted model, not a curated record. Bases 293 to 904 code for a protein of 203 amino acids. The transcript has a single exon. Lineage: Eukaryota; Fungi; Ascomycota; Dothideomycetes; Pleosporales; Pleosporaceae.
GGUACCUGGAUGUUAGUCUCGCCCGAGCCUCGGGUGGUGUACACCGCAUCAUCGUGACAUUUCUGCGUUGGUGUUGAGGCGCGUGCCUGCCGUGAUGUGGGUCGGUUCGCGGUAGCAUGUGGCCGCGGCAAUGCAUAGGUAGUACGCGCACACUACGCUUGGGGAAAUUUGGAUACGCAGCCAGGUUUCCCGUUGCUGCUGUAAAGCGGCGUGGGAUUAGGGGUCUUGCAGAAGUUUCUUCUAGCAGCUUAUUCAUACUUUCGUAUUCUUCUCGAAUGCUCGGUGGUAGGGUAUGGUACGCCUCGGCUUUACCAACAUGAAGCCACUGUGGCGUCCUGAUCAGGGUAAGACGUUGGUCGAGGUCAAGAAGCAGCUUCUUUUCACGGCAAACACCGUUUUGAGGAGACGAGCUCGAGCUGGAAAGCAACCAUCGGCUUUGUCCGCUCGUGGGAUGGCCAACGAAGCUACUUUUGAGCCCAAUUCUAGCUGGGUUGGAUAUUUCAGCUACGCGUUGAUUCUGGGCACAUACUUUUUUAUCGUGGACGCUAUGAACAAAUGCUGCCAAUUCGGAUCACUAUAUCGUUUUCACCCACUAAUAGCUGAAAGGCGGUGUUUCUUCACAAACACUUCUUUUUCUGACACAUGUCUGCUUCAACUCGUCUGUCGAUGUAUCAUAAGCACGUCGUACGAUGCCUAUGUAUGCCAUCAUCCUCGGCAUUGCUCUUGUAGACGCUGGCAGCGGCUCAUUAGCAGUCUGAUCCCGAUCAUUUGGGAAUUGGUAUCUAAUAAAAACGACGUCCUGGGCAAGACCGAUGUAUUCAUUUGUGCAACAGGCAUUCUCAGCGCAAAUGUGUGCCUACUGGAUAUGAUAACGAUGGUAGCAGUUGAUGCUGGUGUAUUGUGAUACCGUGACUACAUACAUGUUGGAUUUUGCAUUCUCGAGGUACUGGUCAGACCAUGAGCUUGUACGUUCAGUACGCAAUGUUACAGCGACGUACACUGGACAGAGAAGAAUGGUCUUGGUCUAGAACAAUCGCAGAUCAAGACGUGCGUAUGCAAUGUCAUGUUUAUACAAGCACGUCACGACUAUGAAGCUACAGAUAUGCCAUGAUAUCAGUGGUUAGAGUUCACUGAUACCUUUGUCCAGUAACUCAGGUUGCUUUUCACAAAAACACGUAGCUU